AUGGGACCAAACUUGGCCAAGAAUCUGUGGGAUAAGUUCGGGCCCUCAGUCGGCGGCAUGAUCCGCAUCGAGGGCUUGUCGCCACCUACCUCGGCCGAACUGAAGGAGAAGAUUCAACGGCCGGAUCAGAAAUGGGAUCUGCUCGGUGUGAGGUACAGCCUUGACGAACGGGGCACGUGCAGGGUACAUCUCGCCUACCCAGAAGGCCGGUUCAGUUUACCGGACUUCUCCGAUGCGGCGCCUCAGGAGGAUCCCGAACGGUUCCUCGACGAAAUUUGCGCCAACCCCCCUAAGGAAGUCAUCAAUUACUACGUCGGGCCUCAGUGUACAGACCCCGAAGAGCAGUUCAACGGCCUGCUCCAUCCAGGCAAGCUUGGAGAGCUGGCGAAGCUGCGGCGGCAGAAAGCCAAAGAGCCGGGCGAUUCAGGGCAGGACUGGGAGGUUGCCGGCGUAACUACUCCUUACGAACACAUCGGUCACCGGUUGUCGGCCACCUGCUUCCAUCGCGAAGACGCACACUAUUGGUCCGCCAAUAUCAGCCUUUCCGGGGAGAAGAUAUGGGUUGUAAUCAAGCCAGAGUUUACGGGAGCCUUCGAAGCAUACGUUAGGGACCGUUACGGCAGUCUCGACUGCGACCAGUGGCUCCGCCACCACAACCUGCUCAUUGGGCCAUUUACACUUCGUGCGGCAGGCAUUAAAUUCGAGGACCCCGUCAUUCGCCACAGCCAUUAA
Gaeumannomyces tritici R3-111a-1 is the source of this 732-nucleotide messenger RNA. RefSeq lists its product as hypothetical. The record is from RefSeq and is a predicted model, not a curated record. The transcript is spliced from 2 exons. Gene Ontology annotation, biological process: chromatin remodeling. Gene Ontology annotation, cellular component: nucleus. NCBI's taxonomy places the organism in Eukaryota, Fungi, Ascomycota, Sordariomycetes, Magnaporthales, Magnaporthaceae. Gene Ontology annotation, molecular function: histone demethylase activity. The coding region runs from base 1 to 732 and encodes 243 amino acids.